AUGGUGAGGGAAGAGCGAGAGCAGGAAAAAAGGGAACAACGGGAGCUGUUUGCGCAAUUCAAGCAGUUCGAUGAAGCAAGAAACCAACGGAUAGCCGAGAUGGAGGAACGACUACGACAACAUUUGUCGGUAGCACCCUCCAUGGUUAGUGGUCCCGUAGAUCCAACCGCACCCCAAACGGUUCCUGUUGGCAAUGGCAAGAACCCUGAAAAUGCUGGCCCCCAAACCUCAGGGAACGGCAAGCAACCAGAAGGAGCUGGCCCAGUAGGAGGAAAUGGAG
Messenger RNA from Morchella sextelata, 280 nucleotides. RefSeq lists its product as uncharacterized. Lineage: Eukaryota; Fungi; Ascomycota; Pezizomycetes; Pezizales; Morchellaceae. The annotation marks the transcript as partial. The transcript has a single exon. The record is from RefSeq and is a predicted model, not a curated record.